Molecule: messenger RNA, 2073 nt
Organism: Acanthocheilonema viteae
Lineage: Eukaryota; Metazoa; Nematoda; Chromadorea; Rhabditida; Onchocercidae
Source: the annotation of a GenBank genome assembly
AUGUCUGGUGAGCCAGAUCGUUCCCGUCUCUCACUGCCACUGAAGAGUAUUACUGCAAGGGAUGAUGGUAAUGCGUCGGAAGGUAUGAGUUCAAAGCCGAUGCAGCAGAAGCUUAUGAAAAGUUUGAGCACUCCAGCAGAUUACUUCAUUCCUUCAUCAGUGGACAUACAGUUUCUUUCAUCAUCUUCUAAUUCGUUAAAGGAAUCCGGAAAUUACCGACCUUUAAGUCGUGCACAAAGUAUUCGAGACACGAUAUCAAACGGGACAGCAAAGUUUUUCGGAGUUCCAUCGUCAGAAAAUUGUCAGUCAUCAGCUGAUGGACUUGUCGAUCAGAAAUGGAGUUGCCGUCGACUACGGUUUAUCUGUAAACAUUAUGGGAAUCCUAAAGAAGAUAUAUUAACCAGAGAAUUAAGGCCACAAAUUCUGGAUGAUCUGAGCGAUGUUCCAUCACCAUCAAAGAGUAUUACACCUCAGAGCGAAAUACGUGAUGCUGUAUUUAUGCCCCCUGCGGUUGAUACUGCUGAAAUAUUUUCUAGAAGCAAAUCGGUAGAAAGCCGUACAAGCCGGCUUACUCAGCAACACUUGGAACGACGUGACAGUGUUAUGAAAAUGGUUUGCGAUAGGAUUUGUUCAGUAGUACAGAGAGGGACGUUAAAACCAAAAAAGGCUUGUGCUGCGGUGAAACGAGUGUCUGGCAGUUUUGCACCAUUUUCCAUUCAGCAAACUGGGAACAUUACCAGUAUCAGAAUUGGACCGACUGCGGACACCUUCGUUGCAAAAAGUAUGCCUACAGUUCCGGAAGUUGAAUUUGAAAGUCAUAAAUUUGUGAAUACAACGGGUGAUCCUAAAAAGCAGAAUGAAAAAGAAAUUGAAGUAUAUUUACCUAAAAAGAAUCGCACAGCAAUUCAUUUUCUGUCAGACGUAGAAGCUGUUGCACAUGUUGCACUUUCUAAGGAAGUUAUUGGUCAGACAAAACCUCUAUUGUCUUCAGAGUUAGCAAAAUAUAAUACAUCUAUAAUUCCUGUUGUGAGAACACAAGUUCAAGAACCUAUUAUUGAACAUGAAGCGGAUUCUUUACCGUUAUCAAGUAUAGAGUCUAUACAGGACGAAGUAUUCUUUGAUUAUGCUUCACCGACAGUUUUAUCGGAUAUUUCCGAUACCGAACGAGAAGAGCAAACGAAUUCCUUGCGAAUGCAUCGUUGUCAAGGAAUGCGUGACGAGAAAUUUCCAUCUGUGAUAAAAUAUAAAAAGUUUUAUUCCGAAGACGAUCCAGUGGAAGACGAUGGAAAUGUACAUGAAAGAACACGCAAAAUCGAUGGGCCUCAAGUGCGGGAAAUACAGCUACAAUGUUCGAGAGAGGAGAAAUCAGCAGCGUCUACAUCAUUGCGCAAUGCUUUUUCGAGUCCGAAAGAAUGGUUGCAAUGCAUUCAAGCUGUUGAUGAGAAAAAGACGAAGGGAACUGUAGAAACAUUUAGAAAUGUGCGAAGAAGAUUGCUGUUGGAUAUACACAAUGAGCUGAAAUCAAAAAAGUAUUGUGUUUCGCAUCGUCAGCGUUUUGGAGGUGGUUAUGGAAUAUGGCGAAAAUAUUUUCAACGAAGCUAUAAGAAGGAUGUUUAUCAGCUGAAUGAAGAUACUUACAUUGAUUGCAGGCCUUUCUUUACUUAUUGGAUCACGACAGUUCAAAUACUCGUUACUGUAAUUAGUUUGUACACUUAUGGAAUUGGUCCUUGGGGAUUCGGUCUUACAGAAAAAACAGCUGAUGUGCUGCAUACCACUGUUACUUUGAAAAGAGUCAGUAUUUAUGUGCAGCAGAAUAUUUGGCUUGGACCGAAAUUUGCUGAUUUGGUACAUCUGGGUGCCAAAUUUACGCCUUGUAUGCGUAAAGAUCGAAGAAUUUUUGAACAAAUUGAAGCUGAUCAAAAGGAAGAAAAUGAAACCGGCUGUUGUAUUUAUAAUGAUGGUACUGGUUGCUUCCAAACUGGACAAACUACUUGCCCAGUAUGUUUUGCAAUUUAUUAUAUUACCACUUAUGCAGUGAUUUUUUUAUCUGGCGAAUCGUUGUUUUGUAGUUAG